AUGGCGGAGGUUGCAGCAGUCGGGUGGGCCAUCUCCACGCUGGGGUGGAUCGCGUCGCCCAUCACCACCAGGCUCCUCAACCAUGGCUUCGCCCUCCUCGGCUUCCACGAGUCGGAGAAGCUCCGGGAUCUGGAGGAGCGUCUUCUCCCGCGGCUGGAGCUCAUGCGGCAACAGGCCGAGAGGAUCCCUCCCGGGCAGCGGGGUAGUGUGGAGCAGUGGGCGAGGAGGCUCAAGUCCGCCUUCUACGACGCCGAGGACAUCCUUGACGUCGCCGACUAUCACCGCCUCGAGAAGCAGGUCAUAUCUCAAUCGGGAACCAAGUCAGCUAUAAACCGUGUGAAAGUACAAAUCACCUCUGGGAAAAACAGAAAACUGAAGAAAGCUCUAAAGAAGUUGGAAGAUAUAGUUGAAGAAGGGUCUCAGCUUUUGUCACCGCUGGCUAGCACCAUUACUAGUGGUAGCAGUGGCAAUGUCAUUUCAGAUCCUGCAAACAGCGCGACCAGGAUUACCACUACUUCAUCUCCUACAGGUUUCAUAAUUGGUAGAGACAAGGAACGUGAUGAGAUAAUAAGGAUGCUCCAUGAAAGUGUUUGUGAACCAACCUCCAGUAACAGCAAGUGUUAUUCAGUGAUUGGUAUCUAUGGUAUCGCCGGUUCUGGGAAGACAACACUAGCACAACAUGUUUGUACCUUUGAACGAACAGAGAACUAUUUUAGCCCUAUCAUGUGGGUUCAUGUUAAUCAGAUUUUCAACAUGCAUGAAAUUUAUCAUCAGAUGCUGGAGGCAGCUUUAGGGGAGCCAUGCCGUAAGUUCAGUAAUCUUGACACCCUACAGAUGAAGUUAGAGGAAGCACUGAGGGGCAAAAGGUUCCUGCUGGUCUUGGAUGAUGUAUGGACUGGGAAGGAUGUGAAUGAUGAAUACAAAUUGGAUCAGCUAUGUUCUCCAUUGAAGGCUGGAGAUACAGGGAGUAAGGUCCUGGUCACAACUCGAUUUGCCUAUGCAGCUAAGUAUCUAAGUUGCCAUAGCCCUAUGCAAAUACCUGACUUGAACGAGAUGGAUUUCUUCAACCUUUUUAUGCAUUACGCACUACAUGAUGCAAAUCUCUGUGACCAAGAAUCAGAAGCUUUUAAAAUGAUUGGAGAACGGAUUGCGAAGAAAUUGAAGAAGUUACCAUUAGCAGCAAGAGUAGUAGGUGCACGACUACGAAAACAAUUACAAGCUAUCAUUUGGAGAAGAGUUGAAGAUCAUGGCUUGUUGACAGAUACCAUGGGAGCUCUAUGGUGGAGCUAUCAAUACCUUGAUGAGCAUGUGAGGAGGUGCUUUGCAUAUUGUAGCAUAUUUCCCCAAGGACACGUGUUUAAACGCACUGUGUUAGUUGAUUUGUGGAUGGCAGAAGGCUUUAUAAAAACUACAGGUACCGUUGAGCAAAUGGAACAUAUAGCACAAGGCUACUUUGAUGAACUAGUGUCAUGCUCAUUUCUGCAAACAGGAAAAUACUCAAAUGGCACCAGCGAGAAUGAGUGGGUUACUACUCAUGAUCUUCUGCAUGAAUUGGCUACCAUGGUUGCUGGAGAUGAUUGUACCACAGUUGAUGGCAGUGGGAUGAAACAGUUUCCUCCUGAUGCCCGCCAUCUUUUUGUGAGGUUGGACGAUCCAAUGAAGUUUACCGAGCAGAUUUGCAAAUUAGAAAAUUUACGCACGCUAAUCAUUACUAGAAUUGGAGGUCUGACUAUAACCAUACAAGAAUUUGAGGGAAUGUUGAAGAAGUUAAAGAAGCUGCGUGUGGUGCAAGUACCUCUACAAGGCAAAAUGCACACGGUCAUCCCAGCCUGUAUUUGUGACUUAAAACAUCUACGUUCUCUCACCAUCUACCCUUCAUAUAAGCAUAGUAUGGUACAUUUGCCAAGAAAUUUUGAUAAACUAUAUCAUUUGCAGACCUUAGAUCUCUGGGAUGAAGGAUAUUUAGAAUUCUCCAACGUGAAGAACAUGAGCAGCCUGAUUAGCUUGAGACAUGUCAAGAAUCCCCAAGUUCCUUUCUAUGAUUUUUCAAAGGUUUCAUGUUUUCCUGGGGUUGGGGAGAUGAAAUCACUUCGAGAAUUGAGUGACUUUAGAGUGAGGAAGGAGGAGGGGUAUGAGUUGCAGCAGCUGGAGAGACUAAAUCACCUUUGUGGCAGCCUGAGAAUCAGUGGCCUUGAAAAUGUGGAAAGCAAGGAGGGAGCACUAAAAGCCAAGCUAUCUGACAAGAAGUACCUGACAACAUUGUCGCUUGCAUGGUCAAGGAGGUCUAGUCAACAGCCAGACCUUGAAACGGAGAUAAUUGAGGGCCUCUGCCCACCGUCACAGCUGGCAGAACUUUGGAUAUUUGGCUACAGCGGAUGGAAGUGCCCAAGCUGGUUGGCACAAAAGUUUAGUAGCCUACGAUGCCUGGAACUCGAGCAUUGUGAUUACCUUGAAGCUCUCCCUGAUAUCAGUGAACAUUUCAUUCACCUUUACAGCUUAGACUUGUUUUUCUUCCAAAGCUAA
Molecule: messenger RNA, 2523 nt
Organism: Miscanthus lutarioriparius
Lineage: Eukaryota; Viridiplantae; Streptophyta; Magnoliopsida; Poales; Poaceae
Source: the annotation of a GenBank genome assembly